Molecule: messenger RNA, 3386 nt
Organism: Lemur catta (Ring-tailed lemur)
Lineage: Eukaryota; Metazoa; Chordata; Mammalia; Primates; Lemuridae
Gene: CPNE5
Product: copine 5
Exons: 22
Coding region: 262-2094 (610 amino acids)
Biological process (GO): cellular response to calcium ion
Cellular component (GO): plasma membrane
Molecular function (GO): calcium-dependent phospholipid binding
Source: RefSeq, a predicted model, not a curated record
UCCCUGGGCUCCGGGCCCCUCCCCGCCGGGCCCCUAGCCUCUUCGCGGCGUCACCCGAGCCCCCUCUUCGGUCCGCGGCCCCCGCUCCCUCCGCCCCCUUCCCUCUCUCACUUCCCACGCCCCCUCUUCGCGCUCCUCUCUCCUCCCCUUGCCGCCCAGCCCCGGCUCUGGAGUUGGGGGAGAGCCCAGGGCUCCAGUCGCUCCGGAGGAGGCGUGAAUCGCGCAGGGAUUGACUAAUUUGGGGUGGGGGUGCGGUGGGCGAUGGAGCAGCCCGAGGACAUGGCGUCGCUGAGCGAGUUCGACUCCUUGGCGGGCAGCAUCCCGGCCACCAAGGUGGAGAUCACCGUGUCCUGCAGGAACCUCCUGGACAAAGACAUGUUUUCCAAGUCUGACCCACUGUGCGUCAUGUAUACUCAAGGCAUGGAGAACAAGCAGUGGCGGGAGUUUGGGCGCACAGAAGUCAUCGACAACACACUCAAUCCUGACUUUGUGCGCAAGUUCAUUGUGGAUUAUUUCUUCGAGGAGAAGCAGAACCUCCGCUUUGACCUAUACGACGUCGACUCCAAGAGCCCUGAUUUAUCUAAACACGAUUUCCUGGGCCAGGCCUUCUGCACCCUUGGAGAGAUUGUGGGGUCCCCUGGGAGCCGCCUGGAGAAGCCCCUCACGAUAGGCGCCUUCAGCCUGAAUUCCAGGACGGGCAAACCCAUGCCAGCUGUGUCCAACGGAAGUGGUCUUUGGAUGGAAAGUUUGAGAACCACUGGUCUGGAAGCCUCUGGUGGUGUCCCCGGGAAGAAAUGUGGCACCAUCAUCCUGUCCGCUGAGGAGCUCAGCAACUGUAGGGAUGUCGCCACCAUGCAGUUCUGUGCCAACAAGCUGGACAAGAAAGAUUUCUUUGGGAAAUCCGACCCCUUCUUGGUGUUCUACAGAAGCAACGAGGACGGAACGUUCACCAUCUGCCACAAGACCGAGGUGGUGAAGAACACCCUGAACCCUGUCUGGCAGACCUUCUCCAUCCCCGUGCGGGCCCUCUGCAACGGGGACUAUGAUCGGACCAUCAAGGUGGAGGUGUACGACUGGGACCGAGACGGCAGCCAUGACUUCAUCGGGGAGUUCACCACCAGCUACCGGGAGCUGGCCCGUGGGCAGAGCCAGUUUAACAUCUAUGAGGUGGUAAACCCAAAAAAGAAAAUGAAGAAAAAGAAAUACGUGAAUUCUGGCACAGUCACCCUGCUUUCCUUCGCUGUGGAGUCAGAGUGUACGUUCCUUGACUACAUCAAAGGAGGGACCCAGAUCAACUUCACCGUGGCCAUUGAUUUCACUGCCUCCAACGGAAACCCCUCGCAGUCCACGUCCCUGCACUACAUGAGCCCCUACCAGCUGAACGCCUACGCGCUGGCACUGACUGCCGUCGGGGAGAUCAUCCAGCACUACGACAGCGACAAGAUGUUCCCUGCCCUUGGCUUCGGGGCCAAGCUGCCCCCAGAUGGCCGGGUGUCCCAUGAGUUCCCGCUGAACGGCAACCAGGAGAACCCCUCGUGCUGCGGCAUCGACGGCAUCCUGGAGGCGUACCACCGCAGCCUGCGCACCGUGCAGCUCUACGGCCCCACCAACUUCGCCCCCGUGGUCACCCACGUGGCCAGGAACGCGGCGGCCGUGCAGGACGGCUCCCAGUACUCGGUGCUGCUCAUCAUCACGGACGGCGUCAUCUCGGACAUGGCGCAGACCAAGGAGGCCAUCGUCAACGCUGCCAAACUGCCCAUGUCCAUCAUCAUCGUCGGCGUGGGCCAGGCAGAGUUCGACGCCAUGGUGGAGCUGGACGGUGACGACGUGCGGAUCUCCUCCCGGGGGAAGCUGGCUGAACGGGACAUCGUCCAGUUUGUGCCCUUCCGGGACUACGUGGACCGCACAGGCAACCACGUGCUGAGCAUGGCCCGCCUGGCCCGGGACGUGCUGGCCGAGAUCCCCGACCAGCUGGUGUCCUACAUGAAGGCACAGGGCAUCCGUCCGCGGCCCCCGCCCGCGGCACCAGCACAGUCACCCCCGCAGUCCCCAGCCCGCACGCCCCCUGCCUCCCCGCUGCACACGCACAUCUGAACCUGCUCCACAGCAGGCAGCUGGCUGGGGCCUGGGGGAGGCCGUAGAAUGGUAGGCAGAGUCCCCAGACUCCCCCCAGACGGCCCGCCUGGACUUUGGGGCACUGUGUCCCUGGGAGGCCGGCAGGGGACCACUGCAGACCCCUGUUCAAUUUCCUGGCCCCACUUACUGCCCAAACCCAGGGAGUUGGGGGGUACAGAUAGUGGAGGGGGCACAGGGUCUGGAUCCCAGCUCUUCUGUUCUUCCCCCACACCUGGCUCUAGCCCGGCCAGAGAGGCGUGAACAACAAUCGGGGCCCUGGGGUCCCCCACCCCGCCAGGCGUCUCUACAUUGCACACCUGUCCCUGAAGCCUGGGCUUGGCCUCCUCCAGCCCCUCCCCCAUCCCCCAGUGGUGUCUACUCCUGGCCCCCACCCCAUUAACUAUCCUGUGCCCUGUUUCUGGUGACCUGUCCCAGGGACGCUGUAUGCAGUGACAGCCGUGGGGGGCUGUGACAGUGACCCUGGGCCACAGGAUGGGCCUGAAAUGGGGGUUUUCAGCACCGAGUCCUUCCCGGUGCCUCUCAAGCCCAGGGUGGCAUCGGUUCUAGACACGCAGACCCGCAGGCACUGCCACAGUUCACGCCUAGCUCCGGGCACCCCCUCUCCCUCCAGAGGCUGCCAGGGCCCUUGGUGCCCCCCCACUGGAGGCCCGGGCAAGGAGCAGCCCUGCCCCGGUGCCCGCGUGCCCACUCUCUUGCCUCCACCUCUGCCUGCUGUGGGAACCCAUGCACGGCCCUGCUGCUUUGGGGCCUCAGUCCCCACAGGUCUGGUGAGAGGGUUGGCCGGACUGUCCCGGCUUCCUUCCUCUCCGACGUCCUGAGGGUCCGUACAUCCCGCGCCCAGUUCCCCCGACCACUCCCAACAAAUGUGACCUUUCACCCCAGGCCGUCUUGGCUCUAGGGUCACCCUGUCUCAUCCCACCGCCCCAGACACAGCCCGGUCCUUCCUCCUCGGGCUUGGCGUCGGAGCCGAGCUCUUGCCCCUGCCGUGGGCGGGGAGGCAAAGGGGCGCUCGCGCUGGGCCCACCCGGCAGGUCACGCAUGCCAGUCCCUCGUGUGCAUGGGGCUCCCCAGCCCGCCGGUCCCGCGUGCCCGGGUGGAGACAGGCCCCGCCGCGUCUGCCGCCCGGCCCCGCUUCCCUGCGUCACGCAUGAUGGUGGUGUUUCUACGGCGUCUGGUCCCGUGCCCGUCUCUGCGACAAUCUCUGUGUGGAAUCUGCCUUAAUCUGAAGUAAAUCUGGUUCUUUUAGUAAA